GUCACUUUGGGCAUGAACGCCGUCUGAAGCGAACAUUGGCAGGACCCUUCCACCAGCCUGCAUGUCCAUGCCGCUGUAAAGGAGGACUUGCUCAAUCGGUGUACAAGUUCAGCCCUUGCGUGUCUCUUCUCUUUUCACCAUGGGGGGAGCUGUGAGUGCCGGGGAGGACAACGACGACCUCAUCGAUAACCUGAAGGAGGCUCAGUACAUUCGCACGGAAAAGGUGGAGCAGGCGUUUCGGGCCAUAGACCGCGGCGACUACUACCUGGAUGGCUACCGGGACAGUGCCUACAAAGACUUGGCAUGGAAGCACGGAAACAUCCARCUGUCUGCUCCAUGUAUAUACUCUGAGGUGAUGGAGGCUCUUAAGCUGCAACCAGGACUUUCUUUCCUUAAUCUGGGCAGCGGGACCGGCUACCUGAGCACAAUGGUUGGCCUCAUCAUAGGACCAUUUGGUGUGAACCAUGGAGUGGAGUUGCACAAGGAUGUUGUGGAAUAUGCCCGACAGAAACUGGAUGAUUUCAUAAAGAACAGUGACAGUUUUGAUAAGUUUGAGUUCUGCGAACCUGUCUUCGUGGUGGGGAAUUGCCUUGAAAUCUCAACAGACAGUCACCAAUACGAUCGCAUUUAUUGCGGCGCCGGAGUGCAGAAAGACCAUGAAAAUUACAUGAAAGUGCUGCUCAAAAUUGGAGGCAUACUGGUGAUGCCUAUAGAGGAUCAGCUGACCCAGAUAACCAGGACUGGUCAGAGCACGUGGGAGAGCAAAAACAUCUUGGCGGUGUCCUUUGCCCCCUUGGUGCAGCAGAGCAGAGGAGACGGGGAGAAACCCGACACUGUCCAUCUGCCCCCGGUGACCGUGCGCAGCCUCCAGGACCUGUCCCGCGUCUACAUUCGCCGCACACUCAAGGGCCUGACGAGCCAGGACAGCCAGGGCAAGGGGACGGUGCAGAGGGRCCCCCAGAAGCGCAAGCGCAGGCGCUGCAGGCGGCGGCGCAUCAGCACGUACGUUUUUGUCGGCAAUCAGCUCAUUCCGCAAAUGGUGGAGAGCGAAGAGGAGGAGCACGCCGAGGAGGAGCACAAGGACGUGGAGGAAGAGGAGGAGGAAAGAGACAUUGGCAACAUCGAAAUCAUCAAGCAAGUGAACGUGUUGAGAGAACAAAUACUGGCUCUACCGCUGCCUGAGCCGCUGAAAGCAUAUUUGCUGUAUUACAGAGAGAAAUGACUUCUUCACUCCYUGUCAGCCCUUAAUGAGUGCGACGCCUGCUGAAAUUCCUUUCUUCACCCGUUUUCAGUGCAAAUGUAGCAUUAUCAUUCAAUCUUGAUGGCAACACUGUAUUUGGAAAGAGAUAACAUUGGAUAAUAAUGGUAUGAUUGUAAUAAAUGUUAGUUUUUGUUGGCGUUUUAUUUUAAUUUUUUUCCUUUGAUUUGUAUAGAAAAAAACGUGAAAAUCAAAUGAACAUAGGAAACGAAACCAGGAAUCCAGUUUUAUCCUGUCAGGGUUUUUUUUUUUUUUUCUGCAGACGUGCAGAUGAACAAACUGUAAAAAGAUCUUCUUACUGUAUUUGUUAAAAUAUAAUCAAGCUGAGAGAAAAAUUGUAAUGCGCUUUAUUUUACAAUUUUUUUAGAAGCUUUAACCUUCUUUCUGUCAGGAUCCAGUGAUUUAAUUAUCCUGAAAGCAGGAAACGAGGCCACAUUCUCCCAUUUUGAGCUUGAGAGUAAAGACGUUAUUGCAUAAUCAUAAACGGGGCACUUAAUAACUCUCAAUGUGUUUUAUACCUUCCUGUAACAAGAGAUCACUGGGGAAAAAAAGACCAGACUUAUACAUAUAUUUUCUACAGGGCACCUUUUAAUGUGACGUUUUCUACAGCAUGCUUGUUUUUGUUAGGUUUUGCUGCAAAAAGGAAAAAAAAAAGACAAUUUGAUGCAAUGUAAGCCGUCUGCUCAUAGUGUUUUCUUUUCUCAUGGAUGAAUAUAAAUGUCAACAUUAAGAUAAAAUGAAUGAGAGACAUUUAGGAAUGGAUGAUGCCUUUUUUUAAAAUAGAAAAGUGGUAAAAAGAUGAUUGUCAAGCCUGAGUUUGUGUAUGAAUAUUAUGGUGCUGACAUUGGUUUACAUCUGACUAGUUGCUUGAGCGGAUGCACAGAAACAAAGGAUUUAAAGUGAGUUAGAUGAACUUGAGUAAAACUGAGUUAUGUGUAGUACUGCAGUUUUUUUUUUUUGUUUUAAAUCAAAAAUAAUGCAAAAAUCUGAGUUGUUAAAGAUUUUGAUGCCUUAUUUUAUCCUGGACUAUAGUCGGGUCCAACAAAGCACCUUAAUCUGCAGGUUCUCAAGUGAAAUUGGCAGCAAAAAGUACCACGGUUGGCUCGUUUUAUGGACUGAACUCAUUGCGAUGUAAAUUCAGUUUCACUACAUUGRGCUCGCAGUACUUCCCUAAUGCUGAUGGCUUUUAAGUGCCAACCCAUCAUCUUAGGAUAUCUGUGAGCUUUUGGACAUUAAGUCAUCCAAACAAAGGUAGUUUUUUCUUUUUUUAUUUAAAUAUCUAUAUAUGUAUAAACAUUCCAAAGUUAAAAAAAAAAACAGUUGAGGUUUAGAGGUUUUCUUCACACUUCACUGUCACAUUCAGAAAGUUUUCUCUUACUUUGAAUGCAGAGUUUAGUAUUUAAAAAGCUGAGUUGAAUGUUAUUAAUUCUCUUGAAUAUAAACGUGGUUUUCUUUAUAAGGUGAUUAUUUUUACAGUUUCAUUUGCUUUGUUGUAGCCACCUUUAGCUGUAUUUUACCUUCACACUGGGAACUCUGUUGAUCUGAACUUGACUGCUGUCUGUUACGAAUAGAUAGGAAACGUUAGCAUUAGCUCUCAUUUAGUUUCGAUGUAAUGAAACAUAUUUUUGGUUAAAUACGGGGUUAAUUAUUCUAUUUGUAGUGUAUGUGUGUUCAAAGGUAAUCCUUUUUUUAUUUCUUUUUUUAAUGUUCUUUGUGGAGUUUUUUUAAGAUAAUGAAACAAUUUCUCAAUUAGACUAGAACUCAUUUGAUUUGGAUAGAAUCCAUUCAGUUUCACAUGUGCAAUUUCAGCCUUGGAACAAUUUAUAUACCAUAACCUAAACUGUAAUUGGUUAUUAGCCUGGUAGAUUAGGAAGAGGCGGACCUACAGCCUGGACUCUCAGGUCGAAAGUUAAUGGGACUGGUCUGAUUAAUUUAAUAUGGACGAGAUUGGACUAUUAAAACAGCAUAGGGUGAAAAUCAACUUGCACUCCGUGUUCUUAUUUUGGUUCAGUUGCUUUAUUUUUCUGAAAAUUUUUCAUAGUGUUUGCAGUUUAUUAUUUUGAAAAUGUGUUUUGUUGUAAACGUGUGGCACAAAAAUAAAGGUCACAAUUACGA
Austrofundulus limnaeus is the source of this 3373-nucleotide messenger RNA. RefSeq names its product protein-L-isoaspartate (D-aspartate) O-methyltransferase domain containing 1 (gene pcmtd1). NCBI's taxonomy places the organism in Eukaryota, Metazoa, Chordata, Actinopteri, Cyprinodontiformes, Rivulidae. The record is from RefSeq and is a predicted model, not a curated record. Gene Ontology annotation, biological process: protein modification process. Gene Ontology annotation, molecular function: protein-L-isoaspartate (D-aspartate) O-methyltransferase activity. Gene Ontology annotation, cellular component: cytoplasm.